AUGGCUGUAAUCACUCCUCCUGGUAGCAUACCUUCGGUGUUCCAGCAGCGUACUAAAGAAAGUGUGGCUCUAGCCCUCGCGGCUUUUUAUGAGCCCCUAGCAUUUCAAAAGACGUUGCUGAAUUAUGCAGACGAAGCGAAAGCAACUGACCCCCAUGAUACUGUUAGCAAAGAAGUCACUCUUUACCCCUCUCUUCCUCAGCGCCAUGCUAUAGGCCACACAAUGGUGCGUGUAUCUCCAAACAGACCCAGCAACAGCGACAAAACCUCAUCGAAUUCGUGCCGUCCUUUCUCUGAUCCAGACUCCCUCCACGAGGCGUUUUUUUUCAAUCCACGCAUCAAUGCGUACACCAGUAUGUGGAACUCCAAUCUUAACCUUUGCCCUGUGUGUGCCCGUUACAAGCCGCCAAGGGCGCACCAUUGUAGCCAUUGCAAUUGUUGCGUACUCAAGUAUGACCACCACUGUCCAUGGCUGGGUCAGUGUGUGGGAUUUUUUAACUAUAAAAAUUACCUCCUCCUUUUGUUGUAUUCAUUGUUAUCGACGGCAUGGAUUCUCAUGCUGCUCACCACAGCCAUCGUCCUCUACGUCCUAGAUAAGUACCAGCCAAGCACACGUGCCAACACCUUGCCACCUGGUGAGUCGAUGCUAGGUGGUGUGCAUAGUGGUCAACUAAGCCAAACCUCAUUAACACGCACGUCAUCAAACGCUUCACCAUGGUUUUCAAUAUCUAUGUUAGACGAACUUAUGGUAGGACCACCAUCUUUUGGAGUGUUUUUCUGUUUUGCAGAAGCUUUGCUUUUUUUAUUCAUGACUAGCUACCUGCUGAAGCGACAUCACACUUAUGCACGGCAUAACGUCACAACAAUUGAUUUGGUUAUUCAUCAGCGACAUUUCUAUAAUGAAUCUAUCUUUUCCAAAUCAUCCGAUUCAGAACUUGGUUCAUUGGUAAAUACAGAAGGCACAGGUGAUUUCAUGUCUGCAAGUGGUGACCAGGAGGACACUGACAAAAACGACCUUUCCUUGAAGCGUUUCAUGCGGAAAAAUGUAUACGACUUAGGAGUACGGCGCAACCUUCUGCAAGUGUUCGGUGACGCCAAGCUACAUAUUGAUCUAACUUCCACAACCACCAGGAAGGUUGCUCAAGAAAGCAUUAACAAUUUCUCUCAGCAUAGCCAUCAUUACUUUGACCUUAUAGAGAGUGACGAGCAUCAGUAUCCUCAUUUCAUAGUUCGCUGGUGGUGGCGAUUGUUGCCUUUUCCAUCUUUUCCACCACAGAUGUCUUGGACUCCAAUAAAAGAAGGGAAACACCUGAAGGAUACUCCGUCGCCUCCGGCAUAUGGCUCCAUGUCGAAUACCCACGUGAAUAAUUCCCCAGAGAAUGGCAAGGUCGAAGGAAUAGUUUCGACCCACUCCAAUAGUAUUUUAGAAGAGUAUGGGGCCACUGAACUGCAUCUGUUAGGACUGCGGUUCCCAACUAGAGUUUCCCUUGGUUUGUAG
Messenger RNA from Phytomonas sp. Hart1, 1497 nucleotides. NCBI's taxonomy places the organism in Eukaryota, Euglenozoa, Kinetoplastea, Trypanosomatida, Trypanosomatidae. The record is from the annotation of a GenBank genome assembly.